UGCACCAUAAUUUUAUAAAUGUCUCUAAAUGAACGUCCUAAAUAAGAAGUGUCACCAUAAAAAUGGCAAUCAGGGUGGAAAAGCUGGACCGUAGGUGGCUUGCACCACUCUGGCAGUCGUCAUCGUUCAGCUCGUAGUACUCGUUGGAAUUCUCGUCUAGGAAAAUGUUGCCCUCCCUGUACUCGAACUCGGCAGCACUGAUAGGAACGUCCUUUCCGUCCUCGAUGUCCUGGAGAACCUGCUGGAUGAGCUUGGAUCUUCUGCGCGCCUGUCUCUUGUACUCUAUGCUGAGAGUUGAGUUCUCCACAGACUGCUGCUGGAACGUGAGCUCGUCGUUGCACUCCUCCUCGUUCUCCACACAGUACUGGUCGAGUUUCUCUAGUUGCUUGAAAGUUUCGACGUCUUUGCCGCCUUUGAAAGCGUUUCUAAACAUCUCUGCCGCAGUGUUGUGCUUGAGAUAUUCUUCAGUGGCGUCCAAAAACUUGUUCAGACGGCCCAGGUUGCCGCCUUCCUUAUUGGAAGCCAUAUCGGCGCUCAGCAUCUUCAUGGCCUCCAUGAAGUGGCCGUUCGAGCAUGUAGCAAGGAACCCAGCGAAUUUCUCCUUUCCCAUCGCCAAAUAGAGGUCUAUCAUAUUUUUCACCUGGUCAACGUCCACCUCGUACACCAGCUGUCUCCCUUCUUUGUCGUAGCUCUGGUCCUCCUCGGCAACGGGCCCUUUGACAGGAACAUCCACAGAAAACCCUGCGCUGGAGGCCUCAAGAUCGCCGUCUUCUUCCUCCUCUUCUUGGUACUCUUCGGCAACGUACUCCUCGUCGUCCUCGUAGUAAUUCUCGGCUUCGAAAUCGGCCUCUUCGUAGUCUCUUUUCUCAUAGUAUGGAGCCGGCGCAAGAACCUGCUGAGUAUCGGAAAGAUGGGCUUGCAGAGCAUCGGCUUCGGCCCGAUGCUGAACCGACGCAGCGUCCACAGCGGCCAUCUGAAGCAAGUGUGCUCCCAAAACGUAGAAGGUCCAGAACUUGCUGGAACGAAGCGAACUGACUCUAACCAUGGUUGGAUCUAGUGAUAUUAUAUGCAAGCAUAUCCAGCGGGACGUUCGGACUAUUUAUCCUGUUCUUAACCGCCGGUAAGCUUUGUGCUACCAUCCAGCCGCCAGAAUCUGUAUUCGGGCUGUGCACAUGCUAAUUUUCAAUGACAGGUUUAAUAUACAACCUGGCGGUGUUUAUUUUCCAAAGAAUCGUCUAGUCAUGGCUAGCUCCAACGAUUUGCGGCAGCUCAUACGGAAUUCGUACGAGUGCAUGCGGAAAAUUUUGGAGCUUGACACGCAGUCGACGCUGACCAACUUCAAUGUGAUGGAAACGCUCAACAACUCGACGAUCCUCCGGUAUAGAGAGCUGGAGCCUUAUCUGGACAGUCUCGAGUCCGAGACGUCGAAAAUCCGGGCGCUGGAUCAGGAACUGGCCAAAAACAAACCGAAAUUACAACAGUUAGAAGAGCGGACCAAAAAGCUCGCGCUGCUGGUGGAGCAGAUGGACGAAUGGUCUGCUGAGUUGGAGGUUAAAAGCCGACGUUACACGCGAAAGUGAGAUUAUCCAGGAAAUUGGUCAUGAUGUUUCCAUGUGAAAAACCACAUGCGAUUUUUCGCCUAUGGGCGGGGUGCCUUUAUACCAGGAUAUAUUAUCUCAUGCCCAAGAAUUUCCUAAUUUAUGCUAUGAUAAGUUUUCAUAUGCUUCUCCACAGGCUAUCGGCAAAUCGACGCGUCGCUCAACAAAAAAAAGAAAACUUUUUCCGUGCUGUAAAUAUAUUAGCAUCUGAUUACCAGCUACCCCAGUUUUUGUACAAGAGCUGUCAGCCGUUGAAAGGGACUAUUGAAUCUUCGGGUUCUUGCAAUCCAAGCUAGUUAUUUAUGUCAGACAAUGGGCAGAACUUGCGGAUCAGACCGCUCAAAAUUGGCGAGCUGAUAGACAAGGGAGACGAUUCAGAGGACCCAAAUGCUGCAGAGCUUCUGAUGGCAGCACAGGCUCUGGGCGAGCUGAAGAACCGGCCAGAGUUAUCUAAGCCAACGAUCCUCGACAAAGUCACCUCCCAUCCUCUUAUAUCCAGCUCUAUCAAUUACAUGUUGGAGAAAACGAUCAACACUUCAAGCAAUAUUGUUCUCCUCAGCGGCGAGAAAUCCAAACGUGCUCGCAAUGGCCAACAGACAGAGUCUGUCGGACCCGAUAGGGACGACGCAUAUGAGCAGAUCCCGCUCAAGCGGCCGAAACUGGAAAAGACAAGCUCUGGAUCUCAGCUCAACAACCGUCUUCCGCCUCCAUCACAGCCUCGAUUCGCCCGCCUCAACUCAUCUCUACGUCAGCAGGUUACCAUAUCGUCAGCCAUCUCCACCCAAAAAAGUCUUCAGGAUCUCACUGAGCUCAGUGUUCUGAAUCUCAAUAUCGAAAGUCGCCGCAGACUCACCAUGCUCAUUAAUUUUUUGAAGAUCGGAAACACGCAACUUAGCGAGCGCAUUGAGAACCUCAUCAACGUCCUGGCAAAUGAACAGAAUGUGAGCAAAUCUCGCUCAUCGAGUCCUGAUAAUAUACACGGUGGUGCUUCGACGCUUUCACUGCCUUCACUGGCCUCCGUGAGUAGUGCUGCGUCUCUGGCUAGUCUUCCAAAUCCCGACGAAACCCCAAAGCUGAGUCCAGAGGCAGAAAUACCUGUCCAGCAGCUCAAAAACGAGAUAGUGGGCACUGUGAAGAAAAUAGUGAAUGUGGUUUCGAAAGUGUCUGCAAACUCGCUUCCAGAGCCUGCCCGCUCGAACGUCCGUGAAAUGCUGUUAAAACUACCAACCAACUGGGCCAUGUCAUUGGAGCAAAACCUGUCGGAGUCGGAAGAUGAGGACUCAGACGACGAAACAAAGACGAUAUACGAAGAUUCCCUGGAAUACCCGGACCAGAAUACUGAAUCGCAAAAACGCAAGUCCCGGUCGCUGGCACAGCAACUGCUGGCCAACCUGUUCAAGUACAGAAAUAAAACGCCGAAGAACACAGGCCAGCCGAACAACUGGUUCAAGAAAUCUAUCCGCCACCAGAUUCUGAGCGAUCGAAAUGGCAAGGUGCUAAUUCUGGCUCAGGAGUCGCUCGACAUGAUCAACAAAAUCAUCAAGUUCUGCAACGAAAACCUCGAUAAGGCGGAAACGUGGAAUAUCUCGAAGCAGACCCAGCAGGCCGCCCAUUUAAUGAACAAACUACAAAACAUCACGUAUGUGACGCCCGUGUCGAGCUCCGACGCCGACUCGAACUCCUCGAAAGCGCAAAGGGACUUGCAGGACAACGACGCUAUAAGCAACGACUCGUUUGAGAAAGAUCUGUUGCGGUUCAAGCUUGCCGUUCUGAACUCGCCAGGGUUUACUGCUAAGGAUUUAUUGGCUGGCGUGCCGGAUGGCGACGCCAGCGUGUUUUCUAACAGGGGCAACAAGCUACUGUAUAACUCCGACGGGGUCGACUACACGAAUCUGAACUCCUACAGGGACGAUCUCAAACUGGUUAAAAUAGAGGAAAUUGACCCUGAAACUGGUGAGAAACGGCCACGAUAUGUUAUACGACGCAAAGACCAGACCGUGGAGGAGAUAAUACAGCGUGAACUGGACGCUGAGUUUGGCAUAGUGGACGAAGACGAUGGGUACAAGCAGGACUACGACUCUGUACAAGGACUAUUUGAUUCCGUGGACGUUGCUGAAAUAUUAGCGCCGAUAACACAUCCCACGAACAUCGUUGAGCGCAAGACAUUAGAGAGGAUAUAUAAGAGCACGCAUUUGGAAGAACUCGCCGAGCAGACGAUAGAGCUCAUAGAGAAGGAGCAAGACAACGUGAUCCAGCUCAGCAAGCUGAUGAGCGUGUUUCUGGGAGAUUGUCCAGAAGACUUAUUGGCAGACAAUUUGAAGCUCCCAGACUACGACCACAACCUCGACCUGGAGAAACAGAUAGCCGGAAGCGAAGAGAACGGGUUGAACAAGGACAUGGAUGCCACGCAAGAAGAGGACGAUGACGAAUGCCAGAACGGAAACGGCGAGGCGCAAGAUUCCAGAAAGAUCAAUGAGCGUAUCAAGGAUCCGUUCUUCAAGCUUCCAGAAUACAAGCGAGACCCAAACUUCGGGAUCCGCAAGACGGAAGACGCAGAGGAGUCUCGGCAAUUGAUUCAGAUAGCGCUCCAGCGGAACGAGGAGUUUAUCAGAUCGCUAACCACCAUUCGCAACGGCUUUAUCAGAGCAGACCGCGUGAAAAAUAAUAUAUAUAAGUGGAGCAAGGAAAUGGCCGAGGAAAAUUACGACAAGAGCGAAGAAAGUGAAUAGU
Ogataea polymorpha is the source of this 4328-nucleotide messenger RNA. RefSeq lists its product as uncharacterized. Lineage: Eukaryota; Fungi; Ascomycota; Pichiomycetes; Pichiales; Pichiaceae. The transcript has 2 exons. Gene Ontology annotation, cellular component: Rpd3L complex; cytosol. The record is from RefSeq and is a predicted model, not a curated record. Gene Ontology annotation, biological process: negative regulation of silent mating-type cassette heterochromatin formation; negative regulation of rDNA heterochromatin formation. Gene Ontology annotation, molecular function: transcription corepressor activity. Bases 1901 to 4327 code for a protein of 808 amino acids.